Messenger RNA from Chionomys nivalis (European snow vole), 1495 nucleotides. RefSeq names its product family with sequence similarity 104 member B (gene Vcf2). Bases 158 to 496 code for a protein of 112 amino acids. Lineage: Eukaryota; Metazoa; Chordata; Mammalia; Rodentia; Cricetidae. The transcript is spliced from 3 exons. The record is from RefSeq and is a predicted model, not a curated record.
UUCUGGACAUCACCACCACGUCUCUUAGGCAACAGGCAACUACAGCGUUGGAAGGAAAGUGCAGGAGACUCGGAGCCAGACUGCCAGCAACCUCCCCAGCAUAUGCUUGCAGCCUCUGAACCAGCCAAUCCUACCCAAAGAAGAGCUCAUCUUUCCAAUGUGGAAAAGGAGAAGAGAUGACAACGAGGAGGACAACCAAGAUGACCCUCAUUCAAAGAGGAAUAGGAAGGACCAGGCCUUCCAGGACCCUCACGCUAUAGAGUCGUCAAGCAGUGCUAAUGAAAGAAACCACAGCAGCAUCAAUAACCCAGUACGUGGAAGUGUACCAGAAAGCAGCUUAAACCAGAACAUUGCUGAACUUUACUCCAAUAUCCCCGAGUUCUCACACGAGGACUAUGCACUGUGCCAAGGCCAAGGUCCUUACUCCCACAUUAACCAGAUCUUGAAGGAGGCCCAUUUCUACAGCCUACAGCAGAGAGGACAAUCACCGACGUGAUGACCUGGGUGCUCCUCCUCCCUUCUUUAUAAAAAGCAAUGACAUUCACACAAAGCAGUCUUGGCUUUUGUCUGUAUUUUCAGUAAGAGUCAAUGGGCAUUUGUACUCUUUUGCUGUUUUGCUCCACCACUGUGAUUUCAGAGGGUCAUUCGUGACAGUUUGAUAUGUUUUCUGUCAAGUCUGGUGUCCAAUUCAUGUUCAAAUAGCAGCAUGAGGAUUUCUCCUGAUACUGAAUGGCUUGUUUGUCCCAUUCAGGUUGGGUUCCAAGUUACUUAUUUAGGGUCUCCAGGUUAAAUGUCCUUGUACAAUGUGACCCCUCCUUAUGAGAAGCUAAGUGACCCAUAAAAGAAUAUGUACUUCAUUAAAACAUGAAAGAACAAACAACAGCAGCAAAUAAGCCAACACCAAAGCGGUAAUGAGCAUCGAUUAGAGGGAGAGUGGGGCUUGUUCUCAUUCUGAAAUGAAUGGCAGGGCAGCUCCUCAGAAGGGAGAUUUUCUACCUAUAAUGGCGCAAAUGUCAGCCUCUGUAGUUGUGGACGUGAAGCCUGGGUCUGGUAACUGCACUCCACAUUCCGAGUGAGAAGGCUUCUUCCCUUAAUGCCCCCUUGUGUUCCCGUCAGACUUUGUGGAGAGCACUUGUAAUUCUGUCAGAGAUUAAGUGCAAAAUCUAGAUAUGAACUGCUUGUGUGUUGUUCCUUACUGUUCCAUCCAUGAUGUGUAAUGUUGAUAAAGUCUAAGCUACUGCACACAAUUUCUGACUAAAGAGCUGUUGGAAAGCUGGGUGGGAUGACUGUUCCUUGUAUAACAAGUCUUUCACGCGGAUGAGGGCAUCUCACACCGUCAAAAUCAGUGCAGUUGUUUGGGGCGGGGUGGGCCAGUGGAACAGUGCCUGCCCAGCCUGUGGCAGACCCCAGGAAUGGUAAAACCAUCAGCACAAUUAAUGCGGCUUAUGAUGAGUGAACUGAGGUGCCAUUACAAGAAACAGACAAUGGCACUUAC